GCGUUUGGCAAGGAACGCGGAAACCGAAAAGAAUUCAUUACAAAAUUCACCAAAUUUAGAGUUUCGGCAAAAUGUUUAGUAGGAGGAAAAAAUCCCCCCGUCCCCAAGAAGGACACAAGAAGAACGAUCUCUCCAAUUUGCUUGGACUUGAUAUCAACCCAGAUGAAAUGGCUGCAUUAGGGAUUGGGGGGAUAGGAAUUGGUAAUGAUGAUGACGAUGAUGACGAGGAUGAGGAUGAUGAAAGCCUUGAAGCAGAACUGGCAGCUCUACAAGGGCAGUCAUCAUCUAGAGGAAAGAAGAAAAAACCAGGAAGAUCUAUGGUCGGAUUAGAUGAGGAUGACUUUGGAAAUGAUGAUGAUGAUGAUGAUGAAAUUGAUGAAAAUGACCCACAGCUCUUGGCUGAACUUCAAUGUAUUGCUCCAGGAGAAGAUGGCUCAGAGCAUCAUGAUCCAACCCCAGUCUUACUUCCCUCUGUCCCAGCGUCAACCAGCAGUGAUCAGGGUUCAAAAGGGAGUUCUUCACAAGUUGACUUGUUGUUAGAAAGAGAGAAAAACUACAAGCUGGCAAUAGAAAAUGCAAAUAAAGCUGGUGAAGGAAGCAAGGCCAGAAGAUAUGGCCGAGGACUCAAGGAAAUAGAACAAAUGAUCAAGCAGGCUAAAGCUGGGAAGGCAAUUGAUCUGGAUGCAGUUCCUCCACCAGUGGCCACUGGAGCUGCUAAACCUUCAGCUCCAGUUUCUUCUCAGCCAGUCCAGGAUUCUGUUCCUGAAGCACAAGUGGAUCAGACAGCUAAUAAGUCCAUAAGGCUUGAAACAACAUCCCCAGAAGAUGUAUCCAGACCUGUCCAAGAUGACAGUCAAAAGCCCAGUGAAUCCAAGCCUGGCAGUGAAGGUGCUCAGAAUAAAGAGCUUUUCAUGACGAGACGAAAUCAGUACAGAGUAGCUGCCCUGACCUGCAAAAAAGCAGGAGAAAUUCAACAAGCCAAACAGUUUUUGGCAGUGUCAAAGCAAAUAGAUUCAGCUAUUGAACUGUUAGAGAAAGGUGAAGCAGUAGAUAUUUCACAGUUACCUCCAGUACCAUCUGUCCCACAAGCAUCAUCAGCUAUGACUCCACCAGCCUCCCAAGAGUCAGUUGCACCCCCUGCUAAAGCAACACCAAGCAGUGCAGCUAAAGGAGAGGCAGGAGGGGAAAGUAGUUCAGCCAAAAGCUUGGAGCCUCCCCCUCCCCCUAAAAAUGUUGCAGAAGCUUUGCAACAAAGAUUGGAAAAGUACCAGCAAGCUGAAAACCAGGCUAAGCAAGAAGGCAACUCAAGCAAGGCACGAAGAAUGGGGCGCAUUGUUAAGCAAUAUCAAGAUGCUAUCAAAAGCCAUAAGGCUGGGAAACCUGUGGACUAUGAGGAACUACCGACCCCCCCUGGAUAUGCACCCAUACCAGGCGUAGCAGCUCCAGAGGAUGAACCAGCUGAAAACUUUUCUGUCCCUGAGUUUUCUGAGCCAAGGCAAGGGGCAGCACCCCAAACAACUGCUUCUCCUUCUGUUGCUGCUGGUGCUGCAAGCCCUGCUGCCACAAGUCCGUCUCCACAACCUGCCCUACAACCCACGUCAUCUGUUCGUAAAUCUCCUGGCCGCAAUGAACAGCAACUCAAUUACUUGCUUGAAAGACAGAAGGAGUUUAAGACAGCUGCAUUGCAGUCCAAAAAACAGGGAGAUCUUGAAGGUGCCAAGAACUACCUAAGAAUGAGCAAGGGUCUGGACAGAAUGAUUCUGAGUGCUCAGAAUGGACUGAAGGUUGAUUUAGGAUCAGUUCCCCCCUCUCCAUUUGCAGCUUCAAAACCUGCACCCACAAGAGAGUUAAGCUUUGAGAUGGUCCAAGCUGAAGAUUGUGAGCCAAAUCCUCAGACAUCAGAAGAAAAAUCUGAGCUAUUUUCACGAUUAGAGGAUGCCCUUAUUAAACAAAUUGAGAUGUGUGCCAGAAAUGCUCAACAUUACCAGAAGUUAGGUGAUAUAACCAACACUAAAAACUUUGACAAGAUGGCAAAGAAUUUAAGACAGGACCUUGAUUCAGUUCAAAGUGCCCGGAAAUACCAGGAUCCUCCACCAAAAUUCCAUUAUGAAGACAGAUCAUUUACAAUUGUUGAUUCAUUUCCAGAUCUGAGUGAUUCAGAGGUGGAGUUGACAAUAGUUAGAGGGCUCAAUAUACCUCUUCCCUCAGGUUAUCAACCAAAGGACAUGUACACUUAUGUAUCUUAUGAAUUUCCUUUUCCAAGUGCAGAUGAACCUCAGACCGGCAGGACACAAACUAUUAAGCACUCUAUCAAUCCAGAUUACAAAGAGGUUUUCAAAGUACAGAUAGAUAGGAAAAAUCGAUCUUUAGGAAGAAUUUUCAAGAGACAGCCCGUCAAAUUUGAAGUCAAAUAUGAAAGGGGCUUCCUCAAAGGUGACAAAGCUUUGGGACAAGUGCAAGUGAAGCUUACCCCAUUUGAUAACAAGUGUGAAAUUCACGACUGUUUUGAUGUAAUGGAUACGGAACGUGGACGAAAAGCGGUCGGCGGGAAACUUGAAGUUCACAUGAGGAUCAGAGAGCCGUUGGUGGAUAAAGAUGUGAAAGUUGAAAAAUGGAAAUGGCUUGUUAUUGAUGUUCACUUGACGUCCAGGAAAGCAGGCGCUGUUUCUAAGGAACCGGCUAAUUUGCCACCAAAACCUGGCAAAGUAACAAGAGGACCAGACGCCAAAUCAGCAGUUUGUUCUGUCAGUUGACAAGCUCGUGGCCUCUAAGAGGGAGGAUUAAACUGAAGACUGAAAACCAUACUUGUCAGUCAGCCAAGAAAUCCUGCAUUGAAAGUUCGACUAAGUUAAUUUUAAGCGCAUCGUUUCCCUCUGUACACUAUAUCGAGGCUUUCAUACGUCAUCACCAUGUAUCUGCAUUAUAUCGAGGCUUUUAUACGUCAUCACGGUAUUUAUCUAGGAGUACUUGACAUUUUUUUACUAGCAUUCUUUCAUCACAGAUUUUAAAGGAAAGUUAAGCUAUGGUUAGAAUCUAACAAGUGCAGCUGGUACUGCGCCUAAGUUUAGCAAAACAUCGUGGAUCAUAUUUGCCGAAGUUUGUGUUUAAGGAUGUGUAUAAAAGAUCAGAAAUACUCUUACCUCCUUCAUCUAAGCUGCGAGUAACAUAUUUUUUCGUUAUCCUUACUAAUUUUGAUAAUGAUAGAAAUAAAUUAUUAAGAUCCUUCAACAGUUCCCAUGUGUUUAUGUACUAGCAGGCUAGUUCUUCCACUUAAAAAUUAUCAAGAAAUUUGGUUUGUAACGCUGUAUAAAAUGCUCGAAGGAGCUUAAACUUCGUGUUUGUAUAUGUAGAAAUGCUUUUGCCUCGUCGUCGUUGUUGUUGUAUAGAAAACCAACAACUGUCGUAAAAAUAUGUAGUAGUUUAGGUUGACUAAGAAUUUUUAACACGAGUGCGAAAUAACAGUACAGAAAAGAGUGUAAAAGAGUGGAUUAAUACAGAGUAAUAUAUAUGACUUGAAAAAAUAGUAUUCGCCUCUUCACGUUAGAUAGACCACCUGUUCAGGCAUAACUUGUUUGUCAAGCAGAUAAUAUAAUAGAGAGAUUAUAAUAAAUACUGAUUUUUAACGUUUAUAGAAAAGACACUGCGGUUAGAAUCGUAUUGAGUCUUGGGCUCUGAGAAAAGAUAAAAUUAAAUGACCUCUGAUAAAUGGUGAAAAUCA
This is a messenger RNA of Pocillopora damicornis (cauliflower coral), 3718 nucleotides long. RefSeq names its product coiled-coil and C2 domain-containing protein 1-like. Lineage: Eukaryota; Metazoa; Cnidaria; Anthozoa; Scleractinia; Pocilloporidae. Gene Ontology annotation, molecular function: DNA-binding transcription repressor activity, RNA polymerase II-specific. The record is from RefSeq and is a predicted model, not a curated record.